Messenger RNA from Scaptodrosophila lebanonensis, 1307 nucleotides. Its product is annotated as dynein regulatory complex protein 9-like. Bases 62 to 1201 code for a protein of 379 amino acids. Lineage: Eukaryota; Metazoa; Arthropoda; Insecta; Diptera; Drosophilidae. The record is from RefSeq and is a predicted model, not a curated record. The transcript has 4 exons.
UCGUACGAGUGAACACGAACCACUUUUCUCAAACUGUUAAAUAACCACAAAUACACACAAGAUGAGCACCUCAGAUAUAAUGCGUAGCAAACAAGCGAGUGAGUCCAAAAUCGAUGAUAUUCGGAGCGCUCAAAUCGAUUUUUCCGCGACUCGGGCCGAUCGAAUAAUGUUGGUUCUUCGAGUUUUAAAACAGGCUGUGGCUCGUCUUAAAGUUAACUUGAUCGUGCCCCAACUGCUCGAAGAUCCGAAAAACUUGAGGCGUGUUGUGGAGGGCACGAAAUAUGAAGCGGUCAUUGGUUUGGUUAACGAUUUUAUGCGGCGCCGCGAUAUAAUUGUCACGGAACAACGCUCGCCUCUAAUGGAUCAUGGCAUGAUCAAAAUCAUUGACUUCUUUCAACGUAAUUAUGAACUGGCCAGUUACUUCCCAAACUUUCUUGAGAAUCUGAAUCGCGAGGAGUUAAAGCAGCUUAGAGCAUACGAGAUGCUUUAUGAAGUCACCGAGGAGCAUUUGUGGCGUACGCCGAAACGUGAAAUUGCCAAGGAGCGUAAGUUAUAUCAGGUGUACCAUGAAAAUGAGGCCAUCAAGACCAGCAUUUCUGAACUGCGUGCAAAGCUGCACAAGCAAAAAAUCGCGCUUCGCUGGAAAAUGGCAGCGAAGGAGAUCUUCCUGGAGAAAUACGAACAUGAUCUCGCCCUUAAAAGAUGGCAAAACAACAUGACUAUACAGAAUGAAAUUGAUAAGUGUACCCGUUCUGCACGCUCCAAUCACAAGACCAGUGUUGAAAAGCUUAAGGAAAUUGAGGAAGAGUUGGAAAAAGCCCGCCUAGCAUACCAGAAGAGUAAUGCUCAUAAUCUGCAAUUGGAGAAAGAGGCGCGUGAAGAGAAAAACAAACUGUUGCUACAGCUUCAGGGACUGCUCAAGAAGUACGAUAACAAUAUUGGUGAGAAAAUGCGUGAAAACCUACAGCUGCAGGACACCUAUAAGGCAGCCAAGAAGGAGUUGGACGAAUUCAUGGUAUACUUUCGCCAGGAAGAGGCUGUCUACAAAGAGGUGGUUGUGAAGCGUGAAGAGGAGGAGCGUCGCCAGCAUCAGCGAAGAGUUGUCAAUUUCAUGAUGAAUCGAGCAGCGCGCAAAAUUCAAAAAUAUUGGCGCAAAUGGCGCAAGGAUCGACGUAAGAGAAUGCGAAAGGGCAGGAAGUAAACGUUUGAUGACAGCAACCCACUCAGUUUUUCAAGAUAUCUACAAUAAUGCUUAUAUACAACUAAGUUGAAAGACUUAAAUAAAAGAGGCAGACUUUUCGAAUUUA